AUGAGCGAUAGUGGUGUGCCUCCAAUACCUCGACAUCCGGUGCACGCCCCAGACCAUGACGACAUAGACAUUGAUCCUAAAAUGGCAUCUCAACCUCUCGAUCUGCCACACGGCUCAUGUACUGAAGACAAAUCUGCACCAGGUUCAGAAAGACCCUUCAAUGGCGUCUCUGAAUCCUUGACACCUAGUGUGAAGGACCAACAACAGGCAGGAAAACGUGCGCAAGAGGCUGAUGAGAAAUCUACAUCCUCAGAGGAUGUUCAGACACAGACUCCGAAGAAUGUCUCAUCAUCGAAAAUGAACCUCCCUCGUGAAGUCCUGUUUGUAUUUAUCAUCUGUUCAUCAAAUAUCUUGACCCAAGCGGGUCUGGGAAUGGUCAUUGACCCUCUCAAUAUCAUCGGGCAUAGUUUCGGCUCGCCCAGUCCAGGUCAGCUGUCAUGGUUCGUGGCAGCUUAUUCACUGACUGUCGGUACUUUCAUUCUCAUUGCCGGUCGUCUUGGCGACCUAUUUGGUCACAAGCUUCUGUUCGUUGCCGGCUUCUUCUGGUACGGGCUGUGGUCUUUGGUGGCAGGCUUCACCGUGUAUAGUCGAUCACAGAUCUUCUUCGAUGUUUGCCGCUCCUUGCAGGGUAUUGGACCCGCGAUGAUGGUUCCCAAUUCUCUAGCGCUACUUGGGCGAACAUAUCCGCCAGGUAGAAGGAAGGAGUUCAUAUUUUCAAUCUAUGGAGCUACCGCGCCUAACGGCUUCAUACUGGGAGCAGUUUUCGGUGCACUGCUGGCUCAACUGGCGUGGUGGCCAUGGGAAUUCUGGAUUAUGGCCAUCGCGUGUUUCACCCUAGGUCUCUUUGUCGUGGUACUCGUGCCCUCCCCAGACUCUGAAGGACAUGUUGUCGAAGAUCGCAGCUUUGAUGUGUGGGGAGCGCUAAGUGGAGUCGCAGGGCUUGUGCUGUUCAACGUUGCAUGGAAUCAGGCGCCUAUUGUCGGUUGGAGCUCACCUCAUGUGAUCGUCCUCCUUGUGCUUGGCUUACUCUUCUUUGGAGCCUUCUUCCUCAUCGAGAGGAAAGUUCGCCAGCCUCUGAUUCCGAUCGGCGCUUUGACUGGGAAAGCAGGCUUUGUUCUUGGCUGUAUUGCUGCCGGAUGGUCGAGCUUUGGCAUCUUCGUAUUCUACUUUUUCCAAUUCAUCCAAAAUUUACGACACGUGACUCCUUUAGAAGCUGCUUCACAGGUCGUUCCAGCCGGCCCGGCCGGUAUAUGUGCGGCACUGACGACAGGGUAUAUUCUCAGCCGAGUACCGACUUCAACAGUGAUGUCGAUCUCUAUGCUCGCCUUUUGCAUCGGCAAUAUUCUCCUUGCUACGAUGCCGGUUGGCCAGCGAUACUGGCUGAAUACAUUCAUCUGUCUGCUGAUUAUGCCGUGGGGAAUGGACAUGUCCUUUCCUGCUGCGACUAUCAUCCUCAGUGAUUUGGUGCCUCCAGGCCACCAAGGGAUCGCAGCUUCCCUGGUCGUGACAGUCGUCAAUUAUUCCAUUUCAAUAGGCUUGGGGAUUGCGGGCACGGUCGAGGUGCAUGUCAAUCGAGGCGGGCAGGAUCUUCUAAGAGGCUAUCGUGGGGCGUUCUACGCCGCUAUAGGUCUCAGUGGUCUUGGUUUCAUUUUUGCUCUGUAUUCCGCGCUGAGCGAAUUACGGUUAACGAGGCGAAGUAAACCAGCUUCCAGCGCAUAA
Bacidia gigantensis is the source of this 1719-nucleotide messenger RNA. RefSeq lists its product as uncharacterized. The transcript has a single exon. The record is from RefSeq and is a predicted model, not a curated record. NCBI's taxonomy places the organism in Eukaryota, Fungi, Ascomycota, Lecanoromycetes, Lecanorales, Ramalinaceae. Gene Ontology annotation, biological process: transmembrane transport. Gene Ontology annotation, molecular function: transmembrane transporter activity. Gene Ontology annotation, cellular component: membrane. Bases 1 to 1719 code for a protein of 572 amino acids.